Molecule: messenger RNA, 771 nt
Organism: Zasmidium cellare ATCC 36951
Lineage: Eukaryota; Fungi; Ascomycota; Dothideomycetes; Mycosphaerellales; Mycosphaerellaceae
Exons: 2
Coding region: 1-771 (256 amino acids)
Biological process (GO): peptidyl-proline hydroxylation to 4-hydroxy-L-proline
Cellular component (GO): endoplasmic reticulum
Molecular function (GO): iron ion binding; L-ascorbic acid binding; procollagen-proline 4-dioxygenase activity
Source: RefSeq, a predicted model, not a curated record
AUGUUGGGCAAGCAGUCGAUGCUAAAUGUUGUUCUCACCGCUGUGCUCGUACCUUUCCUGUAUCCACAUUGCUUACGCCUGUAUAAUCAUGGAGCUCUGGAUCUCGACCACUGGUGGUGGCGCAAGAAUGGCUCGUACACAGUUCGGAUGGUGAUGGCGGUUCCUCCAGUCAUACACCUAGAAAACUUCGUAACACCAUUAGAGCGCCAAUAUCUUCUUCGACUAGCGGAGCCUUUGUUUGAGCGGUCAUAUGUCAUGCUGGACAACGGGAGCGCUCUUCUUGACAACGCCCGCAUCAGCUCCUCAGCGUAUCUGCCAUUGGGUGACCCCAUUGUCAGACGCAUCGCGCAGCGUGCAGCAGAGUUCCAGGGCUAUAUGGACGCCGAUAGGGUGGACGUCCAAGCUACAGCAUAUGCCGAAGGCGGCCACUUCAAGCCCCAUUAUGACACCAGCCCAGACGAUGCGAAUGGAAGGCAACGCAAAUCCACCAUCUUUGUUAUUCUCGAUGCAAAAUGCGAGAAGUGCGGGACCAUUUUCCCCAAUAUCAAGGCAGAUUGGUCCGGAUUCAGCAAGGAGUGGUGCAAGCACUUGGAGUGCGACGAAUCUGUACUCGCCACUCGCGCCGUUCCUGGCAGUGCACUAUUUUGGGAGAACCUCGAUUCAGCGGGAAAUGUCCUCGAUACGAGUCUGCACGGGGGCCGUCCUGUGAUUAGCGGACAUAAAGUCGGUCUAAAUGUAUGGACGAUGGUACACAGGGACGAAUAUGCAUAA